CCCAAACUGGAAACCUCUUCACAUGACCUGCUUUCAAAAGGACCUGUUAGCCCACAGUCAUUAGAUAGUCACGUUCCUUUCAGCACUUGACUUAUCAAUGCCAUGUCUUCCAAUCCCACAUCAUUGCAGAGCAGCCAUUCCAACCCAACAUCAUCUUACACUGAAAAGAAUGAUAAACCAGCCGAUGCACAAGAGAACCUAGUCGGUGAUUACAUUAUUGGCGCCAAGAUUGGCCAAGGAUCCUUUGCUACGGUUUACAAGGCGCAGCAUAAGACUACAAAGCAAACCGUAGCCGUCAAGUCUGUACUGCGCUCCAAACUCACACGAAAAUUACUGGAGAACCUUGAAUCAGAAAUAUCUAUUCUAAGAGCUAUAAGACAUCCUCAUAUAGUGGGGUUGAUUGAGUGCCAGAAAACGAAUACACACAUCUACCUUGUUAUGGAAUAUUGCUCGAUGGGUGAUUUAUCUCAAUACAUUAAACGGACGAGGACGUCAAAAUCAUCAAGAGGACCAGGAGGCGGAAUGCCUGAAAGAGUCGUACGCCAUUUUCUGAAGCAGCUUGCUUCUGCACUGGAGUUUUUACGUUCCAAAAAUCUUGUUCAUCGAGAUAUCAAACCACAGAAUCUGUUGCUGAUCCCACCAGAAGAAUCUGGUCACCAUGAUGUGGCAAAUGCAGAUAUUCCCGUUCUAAAAGUAGCCGAUUUCGGAUUCGCCCGGUUUUUGCCCAACGCAAGUUUAGCAGAUACUUUAUGCGGAUCGCCGCUGUAUAUGGGUCCUGAAAUCUUGUCGUACAAAAAGUAUGAUGCAAAAGCGGAUUUGUGGAGUGUCGGCGCUGUUUUAUUCGAAAUGAUCACCGGUCGUCCGCCCUUCCGGGCUCAGAAUCAUCUAGAACUACUAAAAAAGAUUCAGGAAAACAACGAUAACAUCCGAUUUCCAGAUGAAAAGCUGUCAUCUAUAUCCAAUUCACCCAAUAACCGAUCGCUUGUUAUCAUCGGCGAUGACAUGAAAGAUCUGAUUCGAAAACUAUUGAAAAAGAAUCCGGUCGAACGUAUGACGUUUGAAGAAUUUUUCAAUCAUCCUGCCGUGACACAAGAUAUCGCUCCGAUCAAUACCUUGUCGCUGACACCUAGUCUCUCUUCUCCAGCACGUCAGCGAUCAUUAUCCCAUUAUCGAGAUUCCCUCUCGCCCUCUUCCGGUCAACGUCCACGACAUGACUCGGCUGCCGCUUACGAAGCACCACCAUUUGCCAAAUCAUCCUCUCCGCCGCGUCAACCCCGUCCCUUAUCCAGCCCUGUCCGAAGCCCUCAAAAACAAGAUCACGAGAAAUCUCCCACCAAGACGCAUCUAACAAGCGAUGAAAACUUGUCGCCACUUUAUGCUCGCGGACGUCCGAUACGACAUAAAUCACGACCACGCGCCGAUUCUCAUGAAAACGGAACCAUGAUCAAACGACCGAUACGAGAUGGCGAUGCCGAAGAAGAAGUUCUGCGGGAAUACGUCGUCUUGGAUCGCCGUAUUAUUGAGACCAAUCAAUUUGCUGAUGAAAUCGAUGCGUCUCCUCGGGCAGACACAGAUGGCGCACUCGCCAAUUAUCGACCGUCUCUAGGUCAGAUUGCUAUCCCAACCAAAGGGCUCCACGAGCAGACGACUCAAGUGUCUCCAUCCUCACUAGGCUCGACACCGCCUUUCGCACAUAAUCGCGAACGCAAAAUCAGUGUCGGCUCAGCAGGCUCGGCUCUCGCCAAAGCGUUGUCGAUGGCAUCGGUACGAUUGUUUGGUACAAGCAAUUCACCUCCUACCCUGAAUAAACUUCAACGCCAUUUCAGCGGAUCACCUCGUAAUUUAAUUUCACCGGAUGGCAUGGAUCCUGAAGAGGAGCGCAUGAUGAAACAAAUUGAAAAAGCCGCCUGCAUGGCUCACGCUGUCGCCAAAUUUGCCGAUCUAAAAUUCGAACAGCUGGUUUCUGGCCGGUCCAUGAAUGAAGCUGUUAUCGCUGAAGAAGCCAUGGUGUUGCAUAUCAAGGCACUUUCUCUUUUACAGCUUGGUAUGGAUACAGCACGACAAUACUGGAGCCGACUAUCCGAGGAACAAGUGAAACCAAUAUCUAUUCGCCUGAACGACGUGGUGCAAUGGAUCCGCGAUCGAUUCAACGAGUGCCUAGAUCGGGCAACCUUUGCAGGAAAGAAAUGUGAACAAGACGACCAAUACGGAACAGGUGCGUGCGUGGAGAAGUUGCUUUAUGAUCGAGCUCUGGAAACGAGUCGAGCCGCGGCUGUACAUGAGCUCGUAGGAGAAAAUAUUUCAGAAUGCGAACAAGAUUAUCAAAUGGCAAUAUGGAUGUUGGAAGCGAUACUUGCUGUGCAACCUGAUGAAGGCACGACUAUUGAAGACGAUGAUAAGCACAUUAUCAACAAAUUCAUUGCUUCUAUCCAGCAUCGCGUCGUCGUGUUGAAAAGAAAGCAGAAUAUGGAUGGUCGAUUUGAAGCCACCAACGGAACAUCUGAUCUCAAGUAAUUAAAGCCAAUUCUUUCUGCUGCAAAUAAAUCCUCACAAGUGUAUCUAUUGCCGAGCGAAUGUUCAUUGAAUCGCUGAAAAAUAUUAUGUAAUAGUCGAGGAAUUCAGACCUUUUUUCUUUGCGA
Molecule: messenger RNA, 2639 nt
Organism: Radiomyces spectabilis
Lineage: Eukaryota; Fungi; Mucoromycota; Mucoromycetes; Mucorales; Radiomycetaceae
Product: kinase-like domain-containing protein
Exons: 9
Coding region: 103-2514 (803 amino acids)
Biological process (GO): autophagosome organization; autophagy; protein autophosphorylation
Cellular component (GO): cytoplasm; autophagosome
Molecular function (GO): ATP binding; protein serine/threonine kinase activity
Source: RefSeq, a predicted model, not a curated record